CUGCUGCUAGCCGUGGCGAACCUGAACGGCGUGGCCGGGCUGCUGCCCUACAACCUGUCCCUGGAGGUGGUGAUGGCGAUCGAGGCGGGGCUGGGCGACCUGCCCCUAUUCCCCUUCUCUUCCCCCAGCGCUUCGUGGAGCAACGACCCCGUCUCCUUCCUGCAGAGCCUCUGCCACACCGUGGUGGUGCAGGGGGUCUCCGCCAUCCUCGCCUUCCCGCAGAGCCGCGGGGAGAUGCUGGAGCUGGACUUCGUCUCGGCGGCGCUGCGCAUCCCCGUGGUCAGCAUCGUGCUGGGAGAGUUCCCCCGGCGGAGCCCG
This is a messenger RNA of Meleagris gallopavo (turkey), 318 nucleotides long. The record is from RefSeq and is a predicted model, not a curated record. NCBI's taxonomy places the organism in Eukaryota, Metazoa, Chordata, Aves, Galliformes, Phasianidae.